Messenger RNA from Moneuplotes crassus, 1345 nucleotides. Lineage: Eukaryota; Ciliophora; Spirotrichea; Euplotida; Euplotidae. The record is from the annotation of a GenBank genome assembly.
CUGUUGGAACUCUAACAAUAGCAGAGUUAAGGCUAUUAAGCGAGCACAAUUAGAGAGGCAAAAGCUUGAGGAGCAAGACCAGAAAUUCAUGAACAUCUGAGAAACACCCUACCAGGUAUAAACAGCUGGCAGACCAUGAAUCAGCUCAAUCUUGAGAAAAUGAGGGAAGAAGAAUUCAAAAAGGAGCUGACUUAUAACCGGCCGCCUAAGAAAAUGUUCAAGUCGACCGCUAACAUACAGCAUAUUGAGGAGAUCAAGGAAGAUGGAUCUGAAGAGUACGAACAAGUUUCUCAAGCUUUGCAGAGGAACAACCGUGAUGAUCUCUCUUCUUCUUUGUCUGAUUAUGAAGAUUCUGAACCUUCAGAAAAUGAACAGAACUUUAACAAGGAAUUUGAGGAGUUUCAAGUUGAUGGAAUAUAUGAGGGUCAUACUAUAGAACAAUGGGAGGACUUGUUCAAGAUAACUGACUUUCCGAUUCUAGUAGAGUAUUUCACUGAUCAUUAUGAACUUCCUAUAAUCAGACCAAAUGACGGUGAUCUCACCGAGCAUUGUGCUUUGGUUAUGAGAGGGAUCAACAUUUUUAGGUAUAAUCCAAGUUUGAUAAGGAUCCUUGUUUUUCAAGCAAUUAUUCCAGAAAAAUGAUACACAUUCAUGAUGGAAUCUGGUCAUGUCGUUAAGAUUAAAUAAAGCAAAAUUAGAUGGCCUCUACAGGUUUUUUAAGGACAUUCAAGCUCUCAAUAGAGAAUACCCAGAACAAGAAUGCUUUAGGGCUCCUCUCAAUUACGAUGAGAAUUUACAGUCGUGAGCAGCUGACCACUCAAGAGAUGUAUGAAGUAGUGAUGUCUCAGGACAAUAUAAUAGCCUUUGAGAAACGUUUUACGAACGACUCAAAGGGUUUAUAAAAGAUCCGGAUUUUGCACCAGGGUUCGCAAAUGAACUCACUAUUGCUUUUCCGACUACCUCAGUAGUUGAGAUUUUGACUCUGUUAAUUAUUGAGUAUUAUGAUGAAUUAUUGAAUCCAGAGUACAAACUCUUCGGAUGCCAUACGCAUAAGAGAGUUUACCCAAACCAUACUGCAGUGGCUACUGUUUGUACAGUGAUGAAUGAGUACGUAAAGAAGGAUGAUUGGCACCCUCUGGAGGGUACACCUUCAAAGGAAACAAAUUUAUCAGCUGGGAAAACUAAUUUCUCUACUGCAAGUCCAGGGUCAAGGACUUAUCUGUUCAUGUCAAAGACACUUGAAGGUUAUUAUGAAAAGAAAGAUGAGUUGGCCAUUCAGGGCGAAUAUGAGAUGCUAGCUGAAGAACUCAAGAAAAAACGGCAGAAUGAAUAUGACAGACUCUAA